This is a messenger RNA of Sodiomyces alkalinus F11, 471 nucleotides long. RefSeq lists its product as hypothetical. Bases 1 to 471 code for a protein of 156 amino acids. The record is from RefSeq and is a predicted model, not a curated record. Gene Ontology annotation, molecular function: copper ion binding. NCBI's taxonomy places the organism in Eukaryota, Fungi, Ascomycota, Sordariomycetes, Glomerellales, Plectosphaerellaceae. The transcript is spliced from 3 exons.
AUGUCUCGCAAGGCCACCUCAAUCCCAAAGACAACGAGGAAAAGACUCCCCCUCUGCCCCCUCGAAGUCCCCAUCUUCUCCCCCGCCGUCACCCUCCAAUCCCAAUGCCUCCCCAUCGCCCGCAUCGAACUCAAAGCCACGGCGUCCUACCCAGCCGGCGGCCUCACCCCGCCCCUCCGCGACGUCCAGUGCAUUACAUCCCUCACCACCUCCUCCUCGCCCUCUCCCUCUCCCUCUCCGCCGUCAUCAUUAUCAUCAUCCUCAUCAUCUUACGGUUCCGGCCGCCCCUCCAUCCGCGUCAUGAUCCGCCCGCGCGGGCCCCGUGACGGAGGACGAGAACGAGACUUCAUCUAUUCAGACGCCGAAUUCCAAGCCAUGCUCUCUUCCGUCGCGAACCUCCUCGUGCGUGACCGCGAGACUGAGGUUGAGGCCAUCCUUGACCGGAAGAAAGCAUCCACGACUUCCCACUGA